GAAGCAGAUGAUAUACCCACUGACAAUUUAAAUUUCUACGAUAACAAAACUGCUCUCGAUAAUUUGCUGACAAAGCCAGACGGACUUUUUUAUAUAAUCGAUGAUGCUUCUCGCUCUAGCCAGGACCAAGAUCUUAUUAUGGAUCGCAUUGUAGAAAAACACAGCCAAUUCGUUAAGAAACAUACGACCACCGAAAUUUCCGUUGCUCACUACACAGGACGCAUCAUAUAUGAUACACGCGCUUUCACAGAUAUAAAUCGUGACUUUGUGCCACCGGAAAUGAUAGAGUGUUUUCGCUCGUCGAUGGAUGAAAAUAUCAUGAUUAUGUUUACCAAUCAACUCACGAAAGCGGGAAAUUUAACAAUGCCAUUUGAAUGCGUACAACACAAGUCAGAAGACUCCCAAAGAAAAUCCUAUCCGUUAAACACUCUAUCAGCUGGGUGUAUUUCGCAAGUGAAUAACUUACGAACCUUGGCAGCGAAUUUUCGGUUUACCUGCUUAACUUUGCUUAAGACGUUGACAUGCAAUAGCAAUCUGGGUGUGCACUUUGUUCGUUGCAUUAGGGCGGACUUAGAAUACAAACCACGAGCAUUUCACGCCGAUAUGGUACAACAACAAAUGAAAGCUCUUGGCGUUUUAGAUACAAUUGCCGGCAGACAGCUUGGCUAUUCCUGUCGCAUUACGUUUCAAGAGUUUCUUAGACGAAUGGUUGGUUUCUUUCCACCUUAG
Rhagoletis pomonella (apple maggot) is the source of this 729-nucleotide messenger RNA. Its product is annotated as neither inactivation nor afterpotential protein C-like. Gene Ontology annotation, cellular component: myosin complex. The record is from RefSeq and is a predicted model, not a curated record. Gene Ontology annotation, molecular function: ATP binding; cytoskeletal motor activity. The annotation marks the transcript as partial. NCBI's taxonomy places the organism in Eukaryota, Metazoa, Arthropoda, Insecta, Diptera, Tephritidae. The transcript is spliced from 4 exons.